Molecule: messenger RNA, 3670 nt
Organism: Pimephales promelas (fathead minnow)
Lineage: Eukaryota; Metazoa; Chordata; Actinopteri; Cypriniformes; Leuciscidae
Product: zinc finger MIZ domain-containing protein 1
Biological process (GO): protein sumoylation; regulation of transcription by RNA polymerase II
Cellular component (GO): chromatin
Molecular function (GO): zinc ion binding; SUMO ligase activity
Source: RefSeq, a predicted model, not a curated record
AUAGAAAGAGCUGGAUGUAAUGUGACACUGAACUGAGCAGAUCAUGAGAGACAAACACAACACACUUCAGCAGCUCAGCGGAUUCUGUCACUCAUCCUCCGGUGGGGUUUAACCGGUCAGAUGAGCAACUGAUGGAUUGGUAGCAUAUUCCUGUUCGGUCCUGUGGACGCAGAACACACGCAGGGACUGAGUGUUGAUGGCUGUGCGAUAGGGACAGAGAGACGGUCCUGAAGGAUGAAUUCUCUCCCGCCCAUGGACAGACACAUCCAGCAAACCAACGACCGGCUCCUCUGCAUCAAACAGCACCUGCAAAAUCCAGUGAACUUCCAGACGGCGGCGACGGAGCUGUUGGACUGGUGUGGAGAUCCUCGGGCGUUUCAGAGGCCCUUUGAGCAAAGCCUGAUGGGAUGCCUAACGGUGCUGAGUCGUGUAGCGGGUCAGCAGGGCUUCGACAUGGACCUGGGGUAUCGAGUGCUCGCCGUUUGUGCAGCAAACAGGGACAAAUUCACCCCCAAAUCAGCAGCAUUGCUGUCCUCGUGGUGUGAGGAUCUGGGUCGACUUCUUUUGCUGCGUCAUCAGAAAAGCAGACAACCCGAUCCAUCAGUGGGGAAAAACCCGAUGCAGGCCAACAUCAACAACAUGAAGCCUGCGCUCUCACACGGUGACGCACCAUUUCAAUAUGACUCCGUUUCCUGGCAACAAAACACCAAUCAGCCGCCGGGUUCGGUUUCAGUGGUGACCACCGUAUGGGGAGUGACCAAUACCACACAGAGUCACGUGUUGGCGAACCCCAUGGCAAACCCAAACAGCCACAUGAACCCCAUGGCUGGAGGAAACGGGGUUAUGAACCCGGGACAGUUCACUGCACAGCAGCAGUUCUCCUCAAAGGUUAACCCAAACCAGGCCUUCAUGCAGCAGGAGAUGUACGGGAGAUCCAGCUAUCCCGGAGGAGGAGGAGGAGGAGGAGGAUUCGGGGGCAGUUAUGGGGGCGGUCCUAACCACUCGGGUGGGAUGGGUCUGCCUUCACAGACACGCCCCCCUUCAGACUUCAGCCAACCAGCUGCCGCCGCGGCCGCUGCUGCCGUUGCUGCUGCCGCUGCUACGGCGACCGCUACUGCCACGGCAACGGUUGCCGCCCUACAGGAGACGCAACACAAAGACAUGAGUCAAUACGGCCCGAUGUGUUCAUCCUUUCAGAUGGGACCAAACCAGGCUUACAGCACUCAGUUUGUGAAUCAGGCCGGCCCCCGGGGGCCCCCCGGCACCAUGAGCAUGGGUCAGCCUCGGGCACAGAUGGGGUCAUACGGGGGUCACACACAACGGAUGCCUCAUCAGGGCUACGGGCCGCGGCCCAUGCAGGGCGUGAAGAGACCGUAUCCUGGAGAGGGGAGCUACGGGCAGCAGUACGGACCAAACGGGCAGUUCUCCUCGUCUCAGGGGCAGUUGUCCUAUCCUCAGGGGCAGUUGUCCUCGCCUCAGGGACAGUUGUCCUCUCCACAGGGGCAGUUCCCGAACCCCGUGGCCAGCAGAAGCCUCUCCUCGCCCCAUUACCCCGCACAGAGGACGCCGGCACAGUACCAGUCCGGCAGCGUGGGACACUUAUACAAGGAAUCCAGUAAUAACUUCAACACGGGGACCUUUCAUUACAACCAGUCCAGCAUGAACGCGCCUCCGCGGUCGAUGGCCGGUUAUCCUCACUCUCCGUUACCGGGAAACCCCACGCCCCCCGUGACUCCGGGAAACAACAUGCCACCGUAUCUGUCACCAAACCAGGACAUGAAGCCCCAGUUUCCUCCUGAUAUCAAACCCAACAUAAACGCACUGCCGCCCCCUCCAGGUAACCCUAACGAGGAGCUGCGCCUGAUGUUCCCGGUUCGGGACGGUGUGGUUCUGGACUCGUUCAGACUCGAACACAACCUGGCCGUCAGUAAUCACAUCUUCCACCUGCGGCCCACCGUCCACCAGACGCUCAUGUGGAGGUCUGAUCUGGAGCUUCAGUUCAAGUGUUAUCAUCAUGAAGACAGACAGAUGCACACUAACUGGCCGGCGUCGGUGCAGGUCAGCGUCAACGCCACUCCUCUCACCAUCGAACGGGGCGACAACAAGACUUCCCACAAAGCCCUGCACCUGAAGCACGUGUGUCAGCCGGGCCGCAACACCAUCCAGAUCACGGUGUCGGCCUGCUGUUGUUCGCACCUGUUUGUCCUUCAGCUGGUUCACCGGCCGUCGGUUCGAUCGGUUCUGCAGGGCUUACUGAGGAAGAGGCUCCUCACGGCUGAACACUGCAUCACUAAAGUGAAGAGGAACUUCAGCAGCGUGGCCGUGUCUGUGGCCGGUGCCGGACUGAACGCUGACGAUGGGGUGGAACAAACGGCCAUUAAAGUGUCUUUAAAGUGUCCAAUCACCUUCCGGCGUAUUCAGCUGCCGGCGAGAGGCCAUGACUGCAAACAUGUGCAGUGCUUUGACCUGGAGUCGUACUUAGAGCUGAACUGUGAGCGCGGCACAUGGAGAUGUCCGGUGUGCAAUAAAUCCGCUCUGCUAGAAGGUCUGGAGGUGGAUCAGUACAUGUGGGGGAUCCUAAACGCUCUCCAGAACUCAGAGUUCGAGGAGGUCAUGAUUGACCCGUCGUGCAGCUGGAGGCCGAUCCAGAUCAAAUCUGAGCUGCACAUAAAAGAAGAUCCGGACGGGCCGAUGUCCAAGCGCUUCAAAACCACCAGUCCCAGUCAGACGGUGCUGCCCAACGUGACGGACAUGAUCGCUCAGCUCGGCCCAUAUCCCAACCAGAACCAGCUGAACAACAGCACUAACCAGUUCACCAGCCCAGGCAACAGUUACCAGGGCCAAAGUAAGUUUGGUGACUAUCCCCAUGGCAACCCUGCAGCAUCAUCAGUUAGUGAGUUCAUGCGGGGGUCGCAGCUGUCACGCCCCCCCGCUGACCUGCCGACCUCUGGGAGCGGCCUGACACACACACAACAUGACACGACGCCUCACCCCCUCAACACAGUUCAAUCCCACAAUCCCCUGCAGCAUAGUAUGCGUGGGCCGCCCAGCACUCAGCGGUUACAUCACAAUGCCCCGCCCCUCCCCUGCAGGCCGACGCCCACCCAGCAGAGCUCCGCCCCCAGCAGACACAUGACCACAGAGAUGACCUUUAACCCCUCGCCGGGUAACAUGGAGGGUCAGAGCAGCACAGACGUGCGCGAGGCGUCUUUAGACCUGCUGCCAGACCUGAUGAAUCCCGAUGAUCUCCUGUCGUACCUGGAUCCUCCUGAGCUUCCCAGCAGCAGCAACGACGACCUGCUGUCUCUCUUCGAGAACAACUGAGACCCACGAGCCCUCCACUAGCAGCUCCUCCAUACUUGACCAACACAAAUGCACUUACCGUCGUUUCCUCUUCCUGUACAGAUUUUAAAACCAGCGUGAAGACACCGACAUAGAGGUUGUGCUACAAAUAAUCACUCAUCACUAAAGAAUCUCUUUAAGGUUUCAGUUCUUAACAUUAGUUUACUAUAUUAUUACUAUAUUUACGAGAAUUUAGUUAUCUUAGUUAAGUUUAAUUUAAUAUUCGCUAAUACAUUAUUAACCCUCUGAUGCUCUUCGGUCAUUUUUUUAUAAAAUUAUUUACUUUUCGUUAUCAGAAAAGUACGAAAGGUGUGUGACGCAAAAAAAA